CGCGUUCUUUCCAGGUUCCGAUUUGUUGGAAUCAAACCCAUCAACACUGGUCCACUUGAACAGCAACGUAUGCUAUACCAAAAGCUGCAAAGGCACACGUGCUUGGUACGCCAUUGAAUAUGUGCCACUGGACUCCCUGCACGCACGGCUAAAGUACCCGGUCCUGCCGUGAGCGUCUGCAUCCGUCCGGAUACACAGUUGUGGACCUUAGCUGAAAACCCCACCUCAUCCUUGCCUUGCUUGCCCUACACGACUUUUCUUUCCGUACGCCAUGGGGCUCUCAGCCAAGGACACCCAGCUUCUACGGGAGACUCUGCAAGGAGCAGCAGUGAAGUGCUCGGAAAGAUGCCUUUACCAAUCAGCGAAAUGGGCCGCCGAGCUCCUCGAUGCGCUUCCGGAGCCCGAGAUGGACACGGCAGUACCGGGCGCGGGAGACGAUUAUGUGCACCCCGCGUUCGCCCCGAACCCUGACCCGACCGAGGCUGCGCUCGAAGCCCGAGAGCUCAGUCGCUACCUGCUCGCCAAGUCCUACUUCGACUGCAAGGAGUUCGAGCGAUGUGCCGCCGUCUUCCUUCCCGAUUCCAUGCUCGCGCGAUUGGUGGCCCCGACGGGAAAUGAGAAGGCUGCUCCCAAACGCCGCGGCGGCAAUGGCAAAGGCAAGGCCACGGCGGCUGCGUCCUUCUCAUCCGAACUGCCCGAGAUUAGCCAGAAAAGCUUGUUCUUAGCCCUGUACGCAAAGGUCAUAUCCGGUGAGAAGCGCAAGGACGAGGACACCGAGAUGAUUAUGGGGCCCCAGGACUUGGGCUCCGUCGUUAACAAGGAGUUGGUCCUUGUCAGCCGCUUCCUUGCUAAGUGGUUUGCCGAGCGACGGGGUCGCGACUCCGACUACCCUGCCAGCCAAGGCUUUCUUGAAUAUUUGUACGGCAUGGUCCUAGCCAAGGAGAAGAACGACAACAUUGCCCUGGACUAUCUCGUGGAGAGCGUCCAAUUGUUUCCGUGGAACUGGGGAGCUUGGCUCGAAAUCACGAACCUCGUUUCGAGGAUCGAGCAACUCAACAAUGUUGCGGGUCGCUUGCCGCAAAACAUCAUGUCUUUUAUCUUCCACGCCAACGCCGCAGUCAAUCUCUACCAGCAAGGGCCGGAGCUUGCCACCUCGCUCAACGACCUCCUCGCCAUAUUCCCGACUUCAUCCUUCCUCCUGACGUGCAAGGCAUUGCUCUGCUAUCACUCCAAAGAUCUCUUCGCGGCAGAGCAGGAAUUCAACAACAUCUUAGCGCUCCAUCCGCACCGGCUCGACGCUCUCGAUCACUACUCGAACAUCUUAUACGUUCUGAAUCGGCGCCCCAAGCUCGCAUUCCUGGCCCAUCUCUGCUCCAGCAUCGACAAGUUCCGACCGGAAUCUUGCGUCGUGAUCGGGAACUACUACUCGCUGCUCUCGCUCCACGAGAAGGCUGUGCAGUACUUCCGCCGGGCCCUUACGCUGGACCGCUCGUGUCUCUCCGCUUGGACGCUCAUGGGGCACGAAUAUGUCGAGCUCAAAAACACGCACGCGGCCAUCGAGUCUUACCGCCGAGCGGUUGACGUCAACCGGAGGGACUACCGUGCCUGGUACGGCCUCGGCCAGACGUAUGAGGUACUGGAGAUGCAUGCAUAUGCGCUGUGGUACUACAAGAAGGCCGCGGGGCUCCGGCCGUGGGACUCAAAGAUGUGGCACGCUGUCGGGUCGUGCCUGCAGAAGAUGGGUCGCGACCGCGAUGGUAUCAAGGCGCUGAAAAGAGCGCUGCUGGCGGACAGCUACUACGACACCACGGCGAGCAGUUUUGGUAGCGCCGGCACGGUCGACCGGACAGCGCAGAUGGAUCCUGAAGUGCUGUUACAAAUCGCCACCAUGUACGACCGCCUGGGCGAGGAGGAGGAGGCCAAGGCGUACAUGGAGCUCUGUCUGGCGCAGGAAGAAGGGGCAACGGGCCCCGGGGAGGGCGGCGGGGCCGCCGCCGGCUUGAGCGAGUCGAUCGCGAUCCACCACGACUCUCAAGGAGCCGGAGCGGGAGCCGGGUCAGACGGGGAGGGCGAGGGCGACGAGGGCGGCGCCGGCCACGAGGGCGGAACCGGAGUCACGUUUGCUACGAGCAAGGCGCGCAUGUGGCUGGCGAAGUACGCGAUGCGGGCCGAGGACUACGAAACGGCCAACCGUCUCGCCAUGGAGCUUUGCCAGGAUGGAGUGGAGGUGGAGGAGGCCAAGGCGCUCAUGCGCGAAGCCCGGUCGCGGAUGGAGAUGGCAAGUCUGAUGGAGCGUUAGAAGUCGCCACCGUCGAGAUUGCACUCCGUCGAUCCGCGCGGCCCGGUCGAGCUGGGCGAAGGCCCCUCGGGAGCCAGCACGGGAGACAGGUGGCAGAGGCAGCAAAGCGGGCGCCUCUCGUCGCAAGGCUGAAUGGAUUCCAUGCAAAGGCUCU
Messenger RNA from Thermothielavioides terrestris NRRL 8126, 2453 nucleotides. RefSeq lists its product as uncharacterized. Lineage: Eukaryota; Fungi; Ascomycota; Sordariomycetes; Sordariales; Chaetomiaceae. Gene Ontology annotation, molecular function: protein binding. Gene Ontology annotation, biological process: cell division. Gene Ontology annotation, cellular component: anaphase-promoting complex. The record is from RefSeq and is a predicted model, not a curated record. The coding region runs from base 272 to 2299 and encodes 675 amino acids. The transcript has 3 exons.